This is a messenger RNA of Colletotrichum destructivum, 324 nucleotides long. RefSeq lists its product as uncharacterized. The record is from RefSeq and is a predicted model, not a curated record. The transcript has 2 exons. Bases 1 to 324 code for a protein of 107 amino acids. Lineage: Eukaryota; Fungi; Ascomycota; Sordariomycetes; Glomerellales; Glomerellaceae.
AUGGGCUCAGAGGCGCCAUCGGCAGAAGUCGUCUGCAGCAUCGUCUUCGGCAUUAUAGCAACUACCUUGGCCAUGGUUGGUAUCAUCCAGAACUGCUUCCGCAAACGUGCUAAAGAACGCGACCUCGAGCAGCACCAGUCCUGGUAUGGGAAUUCACGCCUUGGCUUACCCCCUCAGAGAGUCCAGACUUUCCCCUUGGGCAUCCAACGGCGCCGCGAACAGCGACAGCACACAAUGGAAACGUUGGUGGCCUCGUCCCAUGCGUCUGUCUACGUGUCGCCCCGAAUGAGCGAGGAUGUAGAUGCCGCCGCGGCGAAACAAUAG